Messenger RNA from Necator americanus (New World hookworm), 1065 nucleotides. RefSeq lists its product as uncharacterized. Gene Ontology annotation, biological process: regulation of signal transduction. Gene Ontology annotation, molecular function: protein phosphatase inhibitor activity. The transcript is spliced from 12 exons. Lineage: Eukaryota; Metazoa; Nematoda; Chromadorea; Rhabditida; Ancylostomatidae. The record is from RefSeq and is a predicted model, not a curated record. Bases 1 to 1065 code for a protein of 354 amino acids.
AUGACAGCUGUCAAUACGAUGCAAUGGAGAUGCACAACGAGGAGUCAUGUAACUCGUAAUUGUUGCCGCUUUGCGGUUGACUGGUUUCGUUUUCGACAUUUAGCAGUCAAAACAUGCCCAUGUUAUCCAACCAUAUCGUUAGAGUCGCAUUUGUUUAGCGACAGCUCGAAACGUGAAAUCUUUCCGGAUCCCUUCUAUGCAUUCCUGUCUUUUGUUUGUUUUUCAUUUGGGCUGAGCGCACCGAUAGUUCGUGUGACUGCAAGAAGUCCCGUGAUUGUAAACAAACUGGAUGCUUUCUAUCCACAUAUUCAUCAAGUGCUUGUGGAACACGUGAGCAUCACAUGCCACAUUGAUGAAUUCUGUUCUUGUCGCCGCCCAGAUUUUUGCGUUUCGUCACUAUUCCUCCCCUUUGGAUUACAAUUUCCGCAAAUUGAUGUGCUCAGUUUGCGAAGCUGCUGCGAACCACGCAACGAGUGUUGGUUAAUCGAAGAGCAGCAUCGAAUAUCUGUAGCAAUGACAGAUUUUCCUUGUGCCAACGUGGAUGAGCAUAUGACCCCGGACGGAAAAAUUCGUGUUGAUGAUCCAACGGAAUAUUUGAAACGACAACCGAAAAAAAGUAUACUGAAGAUGAAACAGGAUGUUUCGAUGGAUGGCAAAGAAGGUAGAGCUCAUUUUGAUGAGAUGAAUAUCCUAGCCACUUAUCAUCCCACAGACAAGGAUUAUGGAACUAUGAAGAUUGACGAACCAAAGACCCCAUAUAACUACUCAGAUUGUGAAUCGGAAGGCGAUGAGGCUUCUUCUGGGCAAGGGUCUCGGCAUCGUAGGGUAUCUCUUGGAGGAGCAGUUGAUCCCGAAGAGGUUGCGGAAGGUCUCAGCCAAAAUGCCGGUACCGGUUCAGUGAAGUCUAUUGGUUCUGGUUCAGACACCGAUGAUGAUGAGUCGCAUCUUACACCGGAACAAAUCGCCCACAAGCGAGAGUUUGAAAAGAAACGUAAGCUGCACUACAAUGAAGGAGCGGCGCUGAAAGCAAUGAUGGCUCACAUCGAUGACGAGGACAUGGAAUAG